This is a messenger RNA of Alternaria burnsii, 1398 nucleotides long. RefSeq lists its product as uncharacterized. The record is from RefSeq and is a predicted model, not a curated record. Lineage: Eukaryota; Fungi; Ascomycota; Dothideomycetes; Pleosporales; Pleosporaceae. Bases 1 to 1398 code for a protein of 465 amino acids. The transcript is spliced from 5 exons. Gene Ontology annotation, molecular function: protein binding.
AUGACUGAAUUAUUGGAUCUGUGUUACGACGUGCUGAUCAGGAUCUUGGAGGAACUACAUCCUGCUGAUCUUGCUGCAUGUGCGCAAACCAGCAAAGGUUUCAAUGAGUUCCUCAAGAAAAACAAACCGCUCUACAAGACCCUAUACCUCAAGCAUUUUGACGAUCCUCGAAGGCGAAGACCGACCGAUCCCGAGCCGGAAUGGGUAGAAGCAUUGCAGAGAGUGGUGAGGUGCCAAAAGGUGUUGGAGUCAGCCAACAAUGAUCUCAAGAAAGACGAAUUUACAUUCGUUGCAACCACUGUUAGUGAACUUAUAGCCACUAUGGCGCGGGAUGAAUACGGCAUCACUCGCAACCAACGAUUCGUGACAGACCUGUUUCGACAUAUCGAACAGAACCAUAACGCCUUUCUGUGCCGUUCUUCGAUCUUUGGUCGCACUAGGUCAGCAAAACGGAAAUCAGCCGGGGACGAAGAAAGUCGACAGUUGAGCGCAAGAUUACACAGUCUGUUCGGCUUCCCUCCAUCCAACGCCGGAAAGAUUGAUCUAUCAAUGAACACAUUAGCCAGAUCGCGAGUGUACGACCUACGGAACUAUACCGAUAAAAACGAGUGGGGUCCUUUCCGCAAUGAUGGAACCUGGCGAGUAGACUGGGAGAUGAUCGAAAGCAUCAUGAUAGUCAUCGGACACAACUCCUGCUUCUGCGCUCAUGCUGUCUCAAAUCGUCUGCGACCGCCAUGGUUCGGUCCCCUUGAUGGCGUUAUUCCAGUAGCGAAUGGUCGUAUAGGCCAUGAGGUAUCGAACUAUACGGCGCUCAUACAGCAACCAGACAUUCCGCUCAGGAUAAAGGAUCCGUACGGAGCAGAAGGCAUUUGGGCGCGUAUCGUCUGCUUUCUCGACUAUAAUGACUUGUACAAUUACAAUUUCAGCUCUGAUGCGAUGAAAGUGCCCUCCGACGAGCCGCGCGGCGCACUCGAUACCGAUGAAGCUAUUAGACAUAUCGUCAUGGAUCUGCGUGUCACAGACGUCACAACACCAGGGCCCUUUGAUAACCCUACCUUGCCAGUUGUGCACUUCAAGGGUGUAGCCAAGUCCGUAGAUGCUCUCUGGGAUCCUAAUGCCAACUCUGGUAUCCGCGGUACUGUUCGGUUGACACAAGAGGGUGAAGUGCGCUGGGAGACCAUCUCGGUAUUCCAAGGCGGUGAGGAGAGGUGGCGCAGUGAUGGUAUUCAGGUUGGUGGGCUGCGCUGUCCACGCGGUGUUGUGGGAACUUGGUUCGACAAGGACUUUGACCUUCAUGGUCCUGCUGGGCCGACAGCUUUCUGGAAAGUUGGAGAGAGACCCGCAGAUUCAGAAGACGAAGAAAACGACUUCGAGGAUGGAAUUUGGGGUACAGCAUAA